This is a messenger RNA of Polyodon spathula (Mississippi paddlefish), 4056 nucleotides long. Its product is annotated as kinesin-like protein KIFC3. Gene Ontology annotation, molecular function: microtubule binding; ATP binding; microtubule motor activity. Gene Ontology annotation, biological process: microtubule-based movement. The transcript has 23 exons. Bases 565 to 3711 code for a protein of 1048 amino acids. NCBI's taxonomy places the organism in Eukaryota, Metazoa, Chordata, Actinopteri, Acipenseriformes, Polyodontidae. The record is from RefSeq and is a predicted model, not a curated record.
UCAUUUUGACUUGCAAAAAUGAUUGAAAAGGAAGACUGAGCAAGACAUUUGUUUGUUUUCUGAACACGUCUUUCCUGAAAGUUUUCCUAGUGAUUUUGCAUACCAUGAAAAGGCUUCUGCUAAGCAUGCAAAUUUAGACUGGAGGCUGGAGCCAAUCUCACUUGAGGAAGAGCAAGAGCUUCCACUGAUCACCUCUGUUGCGGAUGUCGGAUUGGAAGUCUUGAAGUAAUUGUGGAUCUUUAUUUUUGUGAAGUCUAAGGCUCCGUUGUCAUUCCUGGCUGUAAACCCAUCAGACAUCAUCAUUAUCAGACAGCACUUCCAAUAUCAAGCUGGACAAAAUUCUUUAUCUUAGUAAACUGUGCAUUUUGUAUCUGAAACUACUUGCAAGUCUAAAAAAGAAAUCUGGACAACUGAUUCUGUUUACCACUGGAAUAAAAAAUGAAUUCUGUUAAUGUUCCUAUAACUUUUUUUAAGCAGAUUUGACAUAACCCCGAAUGCAUGCUUUUACCAGUGACUUUUUAGAAGUGUGCCACCCGUGUAUGACCCCCUCCACUUUUGACACUGAUGUAUGUCCUGUGUGCUCUGGUGGUGCUGUCCUUACAAAGCCUGUUCAAGGGGCGUGGCAAAGAGGCUGUGCCAGGAAGCUCUGGUCAAGAGUCGCCCAAAAAGGGUUCAGGACCCCCUAAAGAUGACAGUGGCCGUCACAAUGCUUAUCAACCCAAGGGGGGCUGCAACAAUAACUGCAGAGCUCAGGAGGAGUGUAGGACCACCACCAGCAGCCAGAGCGCCCCAAACGAGCUCUGCAGACGUGAGCAGCCAGCCCAGAAGCAGCAUACCGUUUUCAAACCGGUGGUCAUGCUCGGCACAGGCAAGACCUGGGACCUUGGCCACGCCCCCAGCCUGCAGGAGCUCUGGAAGAAGGACUGCUCAUUGGACAAAAGCGCUGUGGAUUUCCUGAUGGGUGACGGAGAGGAGGAGGAGGACAGCAGCACCUACAUCCCCCUGCAGCCCUCUCUGUUCCAGGGCAGAACGAUGACCAUGGAUCACCAAGAGCCCAACAACGAGCAGGACCAGCAGCUCGUCAUACAGGCCCUGCAGGAGAAGGUGUGUCAUUUCCAGGCUCGGCUCCGCAGCGAGGAGGCCAGUCGCAAGCUGCAGGUCCAGCUGAUGCGGAAAGCCCACGAGCAGAACGUCCACGAGAAGCUGGCCCUCAUCAAGAGCCUGCAGGAGGUGGUGCGCGAGCAGGAGAGCCAACUCCGCGAGGGGAAUGGCACUGCGGCGAGGAGGUCCAGCUUGGGCUCCCGACCUGCUCCCUCAGUCCAGCGGCUGGUGGAGUCUCUGACCUCAACCCAGGAGGAGAAGAACCGGCUGCAGGAGGACCUGCUGUCUACCCAGGAGAGGCUGUGCAGCCGGGAGAUUGAGCAGCAGGCCCUGAUCAGCAGACUGCGCGACCAGGUUGAAGACCUGAAGGAGAAGCUGUUGGACCAGGCAGGGGAGGUGAAUCGACUCCGCUCGGAGCUGGGAGCAACAGACUUGGAGAAGCAUUUAGAAAUCCUGGAAUCGGAAAAGGAACAGCUGAAACAGGAGCUGAGCGUCUGCCAGUCCGCUCUGCAGGAGGUCCAGGGAACUCGCUCAGGCUGUGUAGACUGCCAGCACAACCAGGACCUGCGCGCUGGCCUGGCCCGGCUGGAGGCGGAGGUCAGGCAGAAAGACCGCAGGCUGGCGGAGCUGCAGCAGGGCCUGGAGAGGAAGGCCAGCCAGGUCUCUGAGCUCAACAGGCAGCUAGAGGACUCCCGACAGCAGAGGGAAGACCUGGAAGAUAGGCUGAGGGACUGCCAGCAAGCCCUGGCCAAGCAGGCCACCCAGGUCCCACAGGUCAAGUAUGUCACUAAGACGGUGGAGGUAGAGUCGAACCAGUCCAAGCAGGCUCUGUCAGAGGCUCUGUCUCGGAACCAGUACCUGCAGGAGCAGGUAGGAUUGCAGAGGCAGCUCCUGAGAGAGCUGGAACAGCAGCUACAUGACUCGCAGAACACCGCGACGCAGCUCCGUAAACAGCAAUGCGCUGACAGGAGCCGUCUUUGUCGGCUGCUCUCUAGAGCGGUGGGGAGUCACAGUGGCACGUUGGUUCGUAGGUUGUCAAAGAUCAUGCUGUACGAGAGCGAGAUUGAGCGGGCUCAAGGUGAGCUGGUGGACGAGCUGCAGUGCUUAGAGGAAGAGAAGAACCGCGUCAUUGAGGAGGCCUUUGUGCGAGCCGAGAGUGAGAUGAAGGCAGUCCACGAGAACCUGGCUGGGGUGAGGAUGAACCUCCUGACUUUGCAGCCUGCCCUACGGACUCUCACCGGCGAUUAUAACUGCCUGAAGAGACAGGUGCAGGACUUCCCCUUCCUCCUGGAGAAUGCCAUCAGCAAAGCCAAGCAGGAGAUCUGCCAGGUAAUCGGGGAGGUCAGCGCCACCAACCAGGACCUCCUGUCCAAAUACAAGCGGGAGAUGAUGCUGAGGAAGAAGUGUCACAACGAGCUGGUGAAGCUGAAAGGAAACAUCCGUGUGUUCUGUAGAGUCCGUCCUUCAUCCAAGGAGGAUGGUGAUGGGCCUGAGUCCAAGAACGUGGUAACCUUUGACCCUGAAGACGAUGCUGUAAUGAGCAUAUGGCACAAGGGGAAGCCAAUAGCGUUUGAGCUGGAUAAAGUCUUCCCUCCUCAAGCGACACAGGGAGACGUUUUCCAAGAAGUCCAGUCCUUAAUCACGUCCUGCAUUGAUGGCUACAAUGUUUGUAUAUUUGCCUAUGGACAGACGGGCUCAGGGAAGACCUACACCAUGGAGGGCGUCCCGCAGGAUCCAGGGAUUAACCAGCGGGCGCUGCAGCUGCUGUUCUCGGAGGUGGAGGAGAAGGUGUCGGACUGGGAGUUCACCAUCACUGUCAGCAUGGUGGAGAUCUACAACGAGACACUGAGGAAUUUGCUGGGAGACAACCCCAAUGAAAAGCUGGAUAUUAAAAUGUGUCCAGAUGGCAGCGGACAGCUCUAUGUUCCCGGACUCACAGAGUUCAAGGUUGAAAGUGUGGAUGAUAUCAACAGGGUGUUUGAGCUGGGUCACAUGAACCGGGCCACGGCCUGCACCAACCUGAACGAUCACAGCUCCCGCUCCCACGGGCUGCUCAUCGUCACGGUCAGUGGGAUCAACUGCACCACCGGUGGCCGCAGCACGGGCAAGCUGAACCUUGUGGACCUGGCAGGUUCGGAGCGCAUUGCUAAGUCCGGCGCGGAGGGCAGCCGGCUCAGGGAGGCACAGUGCAUCAACAAGUCUCUGGCAGCGCUGGCAGACGUCAUCCACGCCCUGCGCUCCAAACACGGGCACAUCCCCUUCCGCAACUCCAAACUGACAUACCUGCUGCAGGACUCGCUGAGCGGAGACAGCAAGACACUCAUGAUGGUCCAGGUCUCUCCAGCCGAUAAGAAUGUGAGCGAGUCGGUUUGCUCCCUGAAAUUCGCCCAGAGGGUUCGCUCAGUGGAGCUGGGGCUGGCCACACGCAAAGCAGAAUACCAGUCCUCUACCUCCUCCUCUCCCACCCCCACUCAGGAAAACCUGGAGGUGGAUUCUCCAUCAGCAACCCCAAUGCCCACUGUGUCGACACGCGGGUCUGUUACUGCCUCUGGACGGACAGGGGGCAGCACCAGGAGGAAAGUCCCCCCCUACGUGACGAGUAACAUUUAGAGAAAGCACCACCAGGUCCUACCUGGAAGGAAGAGUAAAACUUACGGCGUGACGUGGAAUGGGACCUGCAGUCCUGGAACGUGUUUAUUUUUUGGUCCCUGGAUCUUCUGCCUAGAACUGUGUAUCCACUGGACUGUGCACUGAUCAGCUGAAGUAGAGGACUCGAUGUGUGCAAUUUCAGCAUGGCUGUCUCCUCAUUGCAGACUCCUGCCGGAACAGGUUCUUCUGGAGGUGGCACAGAACUGAGACCUCCUGGCUUCUAUCUUCAGCCUUUGCCAAUAAGUUGAACUGCUGCCUUUUUUAUCUGAGGUUUUUGACAUUUGGAAGCUUGGAAAGGGGCAAGGG